Messenger RNA from Panicum virgatum (switchgrass), 1756 nucleotides. RefSeq names its product probable BOI-related E3 ubiquitin-protein ligase 2. Lineage: Eukaryota; Viridiplantae; Streptophyta; Magnoliopsida; Poales; Poaceae. Bases 10 to 1248 code for a protein of 412 amino acids. The record is from RefSeq and is a predicted model, not a curated record. Gene Ontology annotation, molecular function: ubiquitin-protein transferase activity. The transcript has 3 exons.
GAAUCCGCCAUGGCCCUGCCAUUGCCAUAUAUAAACUCGGCUAGCCCUGCUCACCACCACCACCCACCCCACACCCAACGGUUACAUGAUCCCACGUCCUCGCGCGGCGUGGUCGCACUGCUACGGCACCGCCCAACGCCAUCCUUGCCUCCUCCUCUUCCUUCCUCGCCCCGUCCUUUCCUGGUGGUAGGCCGGCCUCCCCUCCUCAUGGCCGUGCACGCCCAGUACGCCGCCCACGCCUUCCCCCAUGACCCCCGCGCUGUCACCACAAGGUCACCGUUGGACGACGCGAUGAUGAGCGCCUCGGCGUUCCUCGGAGAUCCCGGCGCCGGCGCCGGCGGCCACCCGCUCGCCGCCGCGGUGGGCGGCAACACGGCGUUCAGCGGCCUCACCACCUGCAUGAUCAACAACAGCAACGGCGACGCCGGUUUCCCCGGGCCGUCGAGGAAGCGCGCCCGGGUGGGCGACGCGGCCGGCGCGGGGCCUAUCGCGGACCCGCAAGGCCAUGGCUACCGCGCUCUGCUCCCGCCGGUGCCGCAGGCGUUCGCGCCCGCAGGCGACGUGCAGAGCAGGUUGAUCUGCUCUGGCGCCGCGUCCACCAGCGGCCGCCCGGCGACCCUCGCCGCCCUCGCGCCGGCGUCGCAGGGCCUCCUCUCCCUCCUCUACCGCCACGCCGUCGAGACGGGCGCGCUCAUCCGUAUCGAGAGCGAGAGGCUGCGGGCGGGGCUGCAGGAGGCGCGGCGCCGGCACGUCCGGGCGGUGGUGUCGGCGGCGGGGUGCGCGGCGGCGCGGCGCCUGCGGGCGGCGGAAGCCGAGCUGGGGUGCGCCGUGGCGCGCAACGCGGAGCUCGACGAGAGGCUCCGGCAGACGGCCGCCGAGGCCCGCGCGUGGCAGGACGUCGCCAGGGGCCACGAGGCCGUCGCGGCGGGCCUCCGCGCCACGCUCGACGGCCUCGCGCGGUCGACGCCGCCGCCGCGCGCCGAGGGCAACGGCGACGGCGACGCCGAGGACGCGGAGUCGUGCUGCUUCGAGCAGGAGGAGGAGAAGAUGGGGGAGGAGGACGCGGCGGAGGCGUCCGGGCCCGGCGGGGCGAGGGCGGCGUGCAGGGCGUGCGGCGCGGCGGGCGCGUGCGUGCUGCUGCUGCCGUGCCGGCACCUGUGCCUCUGCCGCGGGUGCGAGGCCGGCGCCGAGGCGUGCCCCGUGUGCGCGGCCGCCAAGAACGCCUCGCUCCACGUCCUCCUGCCAUGACCACACGUCCCCGAUGGCUGUGCAUCCAUCUCCCGAUCCAAGACGGUGCCAUCGGCGCGUCGGUUCGGAGUCGUCAGGGAAGAGAUUUGCAUUGCGCGAGGAAACUGUCCACGCAGCCUGGAUGAAGGCCAUGGAUGACGAAGGCACGUAGAAAUCAAGAUUGGAGUCUGGCUUUGCUGGUCAUCGCUCCGAUCGAGCGGACGUCAACACUGGUGGUGGUACGGGAAACGACGCAGGAAAUAAAGGCGAUCGCCGAGUGGUUGAAGCAAACGCCCGUAGAAAGACGAGAGCUUGAGUACGUGCACACUACGAGCCAAACGGCCGGCUACAUGGAACAAGAACUAGAAUUUUUCUAGGAAAAUUAGUAGGAGUAGAGUGCUGCCAAGCCUCAACUUGUAGAGAUACUAUACUACGUAAUCUUCUUAUUCUUCUCCGUGGCAAGGCAAGAUGAGACUGUCAAUAGUUUUCGAAUUCCAAAGUUUCUGCUGAGACAGAGUUUCAGAGUUAA